GAGAGACGCCAACAAUCACAAACAAGAGGAAGAAGAAUAGAACAAGAAGAUCCCCACACACUGCCAAUGGUGCAGUGACAAUCACAGGACUUUGUAGCAAAUAUUUUAUUUUAUUUUUUUAAAGUUCUUUUCCCAUUCUUAAUAUUUAUUUAGAUAUGGAGUUUUUUUUUCCCUUUCAUUAAUUUCUUUCCGUAGACUAACUAAAUUAAGACCAAGGAAAUUUGAGGUGCAAAACAAAUUGGGUUUGGAUCAAAUUUGGAAAAUCCUUGGUCUCUGAAGAAGAAGAAGAAGAAGAAGUUGAAACCCAUAUGGUUUUGAUGGAGUCACAGAGCAGUAACCAACAAAACCUCAACAGUAGCAGCAGUAAAGAUCACCACCAUGGCCACAAACAAGAAUCAUCAGCAGCAGCUUCAUUGCAAUUAGUCUCUUUUGAAACCCAAACAUCACAACUUCAACAACGUGGGUCUACUGCGGCCACCACCACUAUUUCUCAGGGCCCAUUCAUGGGCUCCAUCUCCAACCAAAUCACUGUCCACCCUUCAACAUCUAACUCCAAUUCUUCUGCUCUCACCAAACCCACCACCAAAAGACCCUCCAAGGACCGCCACACCAAGGUCGACGGCCGCGGCCGCCGAAUCCGCAUGCCUGCCUUAUGCGCUGCUAGAGUCUUCCAGCUUACCAGAGAACUAGGCCAUAAAUAUGAUGGAGAAACAAUUGAAUGGCUCUUACAACAAGCAGAACCAGCAAUUAUUGCAGCUACUGGAACUGGUACAAUUCCUGCCAAUUUCUCUACACUGAAUGUGUCCUUACGUAGCAGUGGCGUUACCGUUUCAGCGCCGUCAUCAAAAUCAGCUCCUCUUCACGGCGGUCUAGCUUUCUACGAUGCCAAUAAUGGAAGUGAAAAUCGAAGAGUUAUUAUUGGUUCCAACACUCCAACGUUAGGAUUCCACCAUCAGCCUUAUCCUUAUCACACUCUUGUUUCCGAUGAGAACUACAUAAGAAAGACACAUAGAGAUGAUCUUUUCAAAGAAACAACAACUACACGACAAGAAUCCACUGAAACAGCUAACCCCCCAAGUUCUAAUAAGCCGCCAGUAGCAGCUGCUGCAAGAACCGGAAUUGAAGAUCAUCAAGAACAGGGUUCCACAAGAUCGUCAAAUAUUCUUGCAACUCCAGCUAUGUGGGCAGUUGCGCCGGCUGCCACAAAUGGAGGCAAUGCAUUCUGGAUGUUACCAGUAGGUGGAGCCACCACCACCACCACAGCAGCAGCCAUACCAGAGCCCCAGGUGUGGACUUUUCCUGCAGCUGGAGUAACAUCUAUGCAGAGAGUAAGUUUUCGUGGAGGUGGGCGGAUGAGCCCGGUUCAACUAGGGUCCAUGAUGGUUCACCAGGCGGUGGGAGGUCAGCAACUGGGGUUGGGAGUCGGAGAGAGCAAUAUAGGAAUACUUGGUGGUGGCGGCAGCGGCAGCGGUGCUAAUGCUUAUAGCAGUAGGUUUGGAUUAGGGAUGAACUUAGAGCAACAUAAUCAACAAAACCAGCAACAAGGUAGUGAUAGUGAUGAUGAAAACCCUACUGAUUCCCAAUAAGGUUAAAAAAUAAAAUUUAAUAGGGUUUUCUAUUUUUCACCUCUCUAUCUCUUGUAAUUGUAGAGUUGCUAUUGUCUUCUCUUAGAGGCCAUAGUUAAAUAUGCUAAUAGUAACAGUCUGGUCAAAAGUUAUCCAGUAGUUUUUGAGUCGACGUGGGAAUCUUUCCACCCUAAUAGCCAUGUUUGUUCAUAAGAAGAGAAAUGGAGUUUCUGUGCAUAUGGGUGUCUCAAAUCCUCAUAGUUAACAGAUACCCAUAUCUUAUCUUCUCUAUUUUCUUGAAUCUAAAUUUGAAGUCUUGUGCAAUCC
This is a messenger RNA of Manihot esculenta (cassava), 1892 nucleotides long. RefSeq names its product transcription factor TCP23. Gene Ontology annotation, cellular component: nucleus. The record is from RefSeq and is a predicted model, not a curated record. The coding region runs from base 309 to 1586 and encodes 425 amino acids. NCBI's taxonomy places the organism in Eukaryota, Viridiplantae, Streptophyta, Magnoliopsida, Malpighiales, Euphorbiaceae. The transcript has a single exon. Gene Ontology annotation, molecular function: sequence-specific DNA binding; DNA-binding transcription factor activity.